Molecule: messenger RNA, 1293 nt
Organism: Mastomys coucha (southern multimammate mouse)
Lineage: Eukaryota; Metazoa; Chordata; Mammalia; Rodentia; Muridae
Gene: Trim21
Product: tripartite motif containing 21
Exons: 7
Molecular function (GO): protein binding; zinc ion binding
Source: RefSeq, a predicted model, not a curated record
ACUGGCUUCUGAGAGGAAACUGAAAGUGAAAUUUAGACAGCAGCCUUGCAAAGCUGGUCGCUGGCACCUAACACCUAGGAUCCUGGAAAGAUUCCACAGCAGAUAUCACCCUCUACAACCUCAAAAAUGUCUCUGGAAAAGAUGUGGAAGGAGGUCACCUGUUAUAAAUGUCUGGAUCCCAUGGUGGAGCCUAUGAGUAUCGAAUGUGGCCAUUGCUUUUGCAAGAAAUGCAUUUCUGAGGUUGGGAAAAAUGGGAGCGGUUCAUGUCCCGAGUGCCAUCAACACUUUCUGCUCAGAAACCUCAGGCCCAUUUGGAAAAUGACCAGCAUAGGUGAAAAGCUUAAACAACAUGGCCAGAAUACCAAGAAAGGCAUCAAGGAAAGGCACUGCACGAAGCACGGAGAGAAACUUCACCUGUUCUGUGAGGAAGAUGGGCAGGGUCUUUGCUGGGUGUGUAACCAGUCUGGGAAACACCGGGACCACACCAGGGUCCCUAUUGAAGAGGCUGCUAAGGUAUACCAGGAGAAGAUCCAUGUGGCUUUAGAAAAACUGAGAAAAGAAAAAGAGUUGGUCGAGAAGUUUGAAAUGGAUUUCCCAAGGCAAAGAGCAGACUGGAAGAGGAAGGUCGACACACAGAAGUCGAGGAUUCACGCAGAGUUUGUACAUCAGAAUAGCUUGCUGGCUCAGGAGGAACAAAGGCAGCUGCAGAAGCUGGAGAAGGAUGAAAAGGAGCACCUGAGACUCCUGGGGAAGAAGGAGGCUGAGCUGGCAGAGAAGAACCAGGCCCUGCAGGAGCUGAUCUCAGAGCUGGAGAGGAGGAGCCGCAGUUCAGAGCUGGAGCUACUGCAGGAGGUGAGGAUCAUCCUGGAAAGGAGUGAAUCCUGGAACCCAGACACAUUAGAUGUUGACUCCCCAGAACUGACGAGCUCAUGCCAUGUGCCAGGGCGGAAGAAGAUGCUGAGGACGUGUUGGGUUCAUAUUACUCUGGAUCGCAACACUGCCAACUCAUGGCUCAUCAUCUCAAAGGAUCGGAGACAAGUGAGGAUGGGGGACACCCGUCAAAACGUGCCUGAAAACGAUGAGAGGUUUAAUAAUUACCCCAUGGUGCUAGGUGCCCAAAGAUUCUCCUCUGGGAAGAUGUACUGGGAGGUAGAUGUGACCCAAAAGGAGGCCUGGGAUCUGGGGGUUUGCAGAAAUUCUGUACAGAGGAAAGGGCAGUUUUCAUUCAGUCCUGAGAAUGGCUUCUGGAUCAUUUGGCUAUGGCGAAGAGACCGCUAUGAGGCUGGUACCAGU